Messenger RNA from Sesamum indicum (sesame), 1029 nucleotides. RefSeq lists its product as uncharacterized. The record is from RefSeq and is a predicted model, not a curated record. Lineage: Eukaryota; Viridiplantae; Streptophyta; Magnoliopsida; Lamiales; Pedaliaceae.
GCAAAUAUGAAGGAGUGCAUAAGACCGUUUCAUAAAAUCAGGAGAAUUAUCGCAGAGAUAUUUUUACACCCGGGAUUCUCUCUACACAAGCUAGGGCUUAGGGCUAAAAAGGGGGAAUCUGAUUCAAGGAAGGAGCAGUAUAAUCGACUGGAGCACGCUGCUUUCUUGAGAUCACGGGGCGGCCAUUUUUCUCUAUUUUCAGUUAGCAGAAAAUAAGUGAAACCCACUCAGAAACCAAAGUAAUGGGAAGAGGGAAGUUCAAGGGCAAGCCCACUGGGCGUCGCCAGUUCUCCACCCCUGAACAGAUGAUGUCCGGUACUUCUGCUUCUCGCCCUCGCACCUUCAAAAAGGAAGAAGCUGAGGUGGAAGAAGACGAGCGGUCGGAUGAAGAAUCUGUAGAGGAAUCUGAGGACGAAACUGAAAAAACGAAGGGCACCAAGGGUGUCAUUCAGAUUGAAAAUCCUAACUUGGCAAAGCCAAAGAACUUGAAAGCACGUGAUGCUGAUAUAGAGCAAACUACUGAGCUUUCACGACGUGAAAGAGAGGAGAUCGAGAGGCAGAGAGCUCAUGAAAGGUACAUGAGGUUGCAAGAACAAGGCAAGACUGAACAAGCAAGGAAAGAUUUAGUGGUUUCAAGUUUUAAAAUAUUUCGGCCAGUCGAAAGGCAUAAUUUGGAUGUGCAUCUUUGUGUUGUUCCUUUCUCAACUACAGAGCGAUUGGCUCUUAUACGGCAGCAGAGAGAGGAAGCUGCCAAGAAACGAGAAGAGGAGAAAGCUGCCAAAGAACAGAAGAAGAUGGAAGCUCGCAAAUGAUUUUAACAUGUUCAAAAGAAUGGGGUUCAAUCAAGUUAUUCCAUACAUUCUAUUAUAAUUUUUUGAGCUUUACUCCAACGAGAUUUGUAUUACUGUUUUAAUUGCUAGUGCGCACCCAUGUCUAAUCUUUCCUGUUCUCACGCAAUGUUAUUGUAUAUGGAAGAGACAUGAUGACACUGUUUUUAAUAUGUCAAAUCUUCUCUUGUUUUGUGUACAA